ACAAAACUGCAGCAAGCAGUCAACGCAAGAGACAGUCAACACAAGAGACGGUCAACACGUGAAACAGUCAACACAAGAGACAGUCAACACGUGAAACAGUCAACACAAGAGACAGUCAACACAAGAGACGGUCAACACAAGAGACGGUCAACACAAGAGACAGUCAACAUUCAACACAAGAGACAGUCAACACGUGAAACAGUCAACACAAGAGACGGUCAACACAAGAGACAGUCAACACGUGAAACAGUCAACACAAGAGACGGUCAACACAAGAGACAGUCAACACGUGAAACAGUCAACACAACAGACAGUCAUACAAGAGGCAGUCAACACGUGAAACAGUCAACACAAGACAGUCAAUACAAGAGACAGUCACACGUGAAACAGUCAACACAAGAGACAGUCAAUACAAGAGACAGUCAACAAGUGAAACAGUCAACACAAGAGACAGUCAAUACAAGAGGCAGUCAACACGUGAAACAGUCGACACAAGAGACAGUCAAUACAAGAGACAGUCAACACGUGAAACAGUCAACACAAGAGACAGUCAAUACAAGAGACAGUCAACACGUGAAACAGUCAACACAAGAGACAGUCAAUACAAGAGACAGUCAACACGUGAAACAGUCAACACAAGAGACAGUCAAUACAAGAGACAGUCAACACAUGAAUCAGUCAACACAAGAGACAGUCAAUACAAGAGGCAGUCAACACGUGAAACAGUCGACACAAGAGACAGUCAAUACAAGAGACAGUCAACACGUGAAACAGUCAACACAAGAGACAGUCAACACAAGAGACAGUCAACACGUGAAACAGUCAACACAAGAGACAGUCAACACAAGAGACAGUCAACACGUGAAACAGUCAACACAAGAGACAGUCAAUACAAGAGACAGUCAACACGUGAAACAGUCAACACAAGAGACAGUCAAUACAAGAGACAGUCAACACAUGAAUCAGUCAAUACAAGAGACAGUCAAUACAAGAGACAGUCAACACGUUGAAUCAAGACAGUCAACGCAAGAGACGGUCAACGCAAGAGACGGUCAACGCAAGAGACAGUCAACACCCGAGACGGUCAACACAAGAGACGGUCAACACAAGAGACGGUCAACACAAGAGACGGUCAACGCAAGAGACGGUCAACACAAGAGACGGUCAACGCAAGAGACGGUCAACGCAAGAGACGGUCAACACAAGAGACGGUCAACGCAAGAGACGGUCAACGCAAGAGACAGUCAACACACGAGACGGUCAACACAAGAGACGGUCAACACAAGAGACGGUCAACACACGAGACGGUCAACACACGAGACGGUCAACACAAGAGACGGUCAACACACGAGACGGUCAACACACGAGACGGUCAACACACGAGACGGUCAACACAAGAGACGGUCAACACACGAGACGGUCACACACGAGACGGUCAACACAAGAGACGGUCAACGCAAGAGACGGUCAACACACGAGACGGUCAACACAAGAGACGGUCAACGCAAGAGACGGUCAACGCAAGAGACGGUCAACACAAGAGACGGUCAACGCAAGAGACGGUCAACACAAGAGACGGUCAACACACGAGACGGUCAACACAAGAGACGGUCAACACAAGAGACGGUCAACACACGAGACGGUCAACACAAGAGACGGUCAACACAAGAGACGGUCAACACAAGAGACGGUCAACACAAGAGACGGUCAACACAAGAGACGGUCAACACAAGAGACGGUCAACGCAAGAGACGGUCAACGCAAGAGACGGUCAACGCAAGAGACAGUCAACACAAGAGACGGUCAACGCAAGAGACGGUCAACACAAGAGACGGUCAACGCAAGAGACGGUCAACGCAAGAGACGGUCAACACAAGAGACGGUCAACGCAAGAGACAGUCAACACAAGAGACGGUCAACACAAGAGACGGUCAACGCAAGAGACAGUCAACACAAGAGACGGUCAACACACGAGACGGUCAACACAAGAGACGGUCAAGUACUCUAAACGCUCACUAUCCUCCUGGGAAUAACAAAUACCACAAACUGAGGUUUAAAAUAUAA
This is a messenger RNA of Procambarus clarkii (red swamp crayfish), 2064 nucleotides long. Lineage: Eukaryota; Metazoa; Arthropoda; Malacostraca; Decapoda; Cambaridae. The record is from RefSeq and is a predicted model, not a curated record.